This is a messenger RNA of Penaeus vannamei (Pacific white shrimp), 624 nucleotides long. The record is from RefSeq and is a predicted model, not a curated record. Lineage: Eukaryota; Metazoa; Arthropoda; Malacostraca; Decapoda; Penaeidae.
AUGCCGCGUCUGUGCAAGAAAGGUCCAAUACUAUUGACGAGGAACUUGCACAAUUUUCUUGGCAAAAUAAGUAUGAGAACGACUCAGCAGUUCAAGAGAACUUUAAUUACCAAACAAUCCCUGAGGAAACACUCGACAGCAAAAGGACUCAGUCGGCAGCCAUUGAGAGUUGCACAAAUUCCGUUCAGUUAUCCAGAGAUUGUACCCAUGAAGAGGAAGCCGUCGAUAGUAAGAGUCUGCAGAAGCUAUCGAAUCCUUGAAAGGAACAAGAGGAUUCAGAGAGAUUCGCCAGAAGAACUCUUGCUCAUCACCAAAAGAGGAAACUUCUUCCAAGACUCAUUCUUCCUCGACGCUCACCGAGACUUCAGUGCCGCUCUCAGGCAGGUGUUGGGCAGGUGCAAUCAAGUCAACUUUGAGGACGACACUGACCUCCGCCACACCGAUAUCCUGGAACGCUACAGGCAGCUUCGGUCUCGCGAUCUGAGGGAAGAGAAUCAGGCCGCUAUCGUCACAUCAGACAAGUCUUGUAUGAAGAUAAUUAUGGACGUUCAUGAUUUCAUGAGUGGAGAUGUACAAGCGAAGGUCGUUGAUGAGAAGGAGUUGGUCAUCGAGGACUUGUGGUGA